AUGGAAUCGUCUAAGAUUUCUGUCACUCUCAUUUCCCUCACAGCCAUAGCCCUACUCGAUUCGAUUCAUGCCCAAGACUCACCGCAAGACUUUCUUGAUGCCCACAAUGCUGCUAGAGCCGAGGUGGGUGUGGCGCCCUUGACUUGGGACGACCAAGUAGCACGUUUUGCACAGGACUAUGCCAAUACUCAUGUAGGCGACUGCGAACUCGUCCAUUCUACCGAUAUGCUAUACGGUGAAAACCUUGCAAUGAACCCCGCCAUUGACAUGUCGGGCACAGAAGCAGUCAACCUGUGGGUGGGAGAGAAGCCCAACUACGAUUACAACUCGAACUCUUGCGCCCCCGGCCAGGUGUGUGGACAUUAUACGCAAGUCGUUUGGCGUAACUCGUUACGAGUUGGGUGUGCCAAAGUGAGGUGCAACAGUGGAGGUACCUUCAUUGGGUGCAACUAUGACCCCCCGGGAAACUGGGUUGGAGAGAAACCUUACUGAGCUAUUUUGAAAUGCAUACGACAUGGUGUGGAGUGGGUACUUCUAAGAAUAAAAUGGAUAAUAAUUAAAGAUGUGACUGUAUCAUUCCGGGAAGAGAAUGAAUUAACCAG
Molecule: messenger RNA, 602 nt
Organism: Rosa chinensis
Lineage: Eukaryota; Viridiplantae; Streptophyta; Magnoliopsida; Rosales; Rosaceae
Product: pathogenesis-related protein PR-1 type
Exons: 1
Coding region: 1-492 (163 amino acids)
Cellular component (GO): extracellular region
Source: RefSeq, a predicted model, not a curated record